Molecule: messenger RNA, 2611 nt
Organism: Cynoglossus semilaevis (tongue sole)
Lineage: Eukaryota; Metazoa; Chordata; Actinopteri; Pleuronectiformes; Cynoglossidae
Gene: styk1b
Product: serine/threonine/tyrosine kinase 1b
Exons: 10
Coding region: 440-1795 (451 amino acids)
Biological process (GO): cell surface receptor protein tyrosine kinase signaling pathway; protein phosphorylation; multicellular organism development
Cellular component (GO): plasma membrane; signaling receptor complex
Molecular function (GO): transmembrane receptor protein tyrosine kinase activity; ATP binding
Source: RefSeq, a predicted model, not a curated record
AAGGGGCAUGGUUUUAAGUAGCUGAAAUGUGUGUGUCUGAGAAAUGACAGAUGAGUGCUGUCGUCAGGCAGAGAACCACAGAACCAGUGAGCUUCAACAUCCACCAGAACCAGGAGUCUGGUGCAUCAUUUCAUGAUCAGGAAAGAAGAGGGAGUUUGAGAAGAGGAGGAGGAGAAAGGGACACUGAAGGAGCAGGUGUAGAGGGUGGAGUUGAACGUAGGCAAACAGAGAGAGCUGCACAUUGAUCCCCUGAGACUCUACGUACGUGGAACAAAACAAAACAAUGAGGAGCUGAAGAACAACAACAGAACCCUGACGACACUCAGUCUGAGGAAGUGUGAGAAGAGAAGGCGGCUGCAUGAGGUUGAGUGGAUCAUGAACCGACUGUGACGGAGGUGAACUGAACACAGAGGUUUAGGAGCUCAGCUCGGUCGUCGAGAUGUCUUCGUCAUCACAGUCAGACUAUCUCUGCAGCCACGGAGACACCUUAUGUGAGAUCCGUGUCUACGAGCAGGAGGUGAUCAUCGUGCCCGUCCUGCUGCUGUCCGGCUUCCUGGUCACUCUCGUCUUCAUAUUGCUGCUUCACUUUUGUCCAGAGAGAGUGGACAAAAUCAGACCGAGGACCUCAAAAGUGACCACCAGGAGGAUACUGCACGGUAUAGACGCUCCACCAGGUAUCAACGUCUUUGAACAUGAAAGUAUCGCCUUGGACAUGUCCAACUCCUACUCCACCUUCAGCCCCCCCAACACCUAUUCCUCAAAGAGCCUCUCCAUGUCAAUGAGGUCAUCGGCCCCUCCCCCCGGCUUCCCCCCGGAGGCCUACACACCCAGUUUCAACCCCGUCGUCCAGCCCAGAGAGUUGCCCCGCCAACGGUUGCCCGAGUCCUUCAACCAAGUCAGUCCCCUGCCGGCGGACUUCAGCCUGCGCACCAACUCCUGCGUGUCCCUUCACCGGGCAUGGAUGGAAAACAGGAACGUGGUUCUGCGUGUGCUGAAAGACAACGCCGACGCCACCGAACGCCACAGCUUCCUGGGCUUCGCCUCCUUCCUGGCCCAGCUGGGCCCUCAUCCCUUCCUGCCGGAGCUUCUGGGUGUGGUUUCCCUGCGAGCUCCUCUGGUGACGGUGGUGGAGGAGCUGGAGAACAGAGACCUGCUCAGCUUCCUGUGGAGGUGCAGACAGGAAAGUGUGGAUCCUCCGUGUGAAAUGACCGAGAGACUGAUCUACACCAUGGCCAAACAGGUGGCCUCCGCCCUGGAGUUCCUUCACAGCAAAGACCUUCUUCAUGGAAACAUCCGCGCCCGCAGCGUUCUGGUCAGUAAGGAGCACACGGCCAAGCUGUGGGGUCUGCACGGGGUCUACACAAGGAAGAACCAGGGGGUCACCCAGGCCGAAGAUCCGAGCAUGAAGAAGUGGCAGGCACCAGAGGUGUUGGCCAGGAGGCCGGCCAAUCAGAGCAGCGACAUUUGGUCGUUUGGUGUACUGCUGUAUGAAAUGGUGACACUGGGUGAAGCUCCGUUUGCAGAAAUCCAUGUGAGUGAACUCCUACAGUUCCAUCAACGAGGAAAAAAUCUGAAAAAACAUUCCAACUGUUCCAACACGCUCUACUCCAUCAUCAAGAGCUGCUGCCAAUGGAAGGAACAGGACCGACCCACCAUGAUCGACCUGGGCCGAAAACUCAUCUCUGCCGAGAAAACCGCCUCCGAUAAACUUCUGAAAGCAUCGGGCAUCGUGAACGUUGAGCGGUACCUGCAGGAGGCGGGAUACGGGGAAUCGAACAGCUACACUGUUUUCUGACGACCGUGAAGAAAAUCAGUGAGAAAAAAAAAUAAAACUGCACUUUUCUCAGAAGCCCCUGCACUUUGGUCGAAGUCGGUGAUUUGUGUCUGAAAACUCGGGAAACCGACACUGCAGCUUUAAAUGGUUGGGUUUUUCUCCUUUGAAAGGUUUGUGCAACAAAAAAAAAAAAUUAAAAAAAUGAAGGAAAUAUUUUAUAUAAAUCAAUAUAACAAUGUACAUUUGUUGAUUUAAAAUUUGCAAUCAAUUUAUAUUCUUUUAUUUUAAUUUAUACGACCUUGUUUACACAUAUGAUGAAGUGAUUCUAAACUUUAAUGUUUACAACUGCUGUAAAUAUAUGGUGUAUUUUAUAUAUGAAACAUGAAGUAGACAUCACAUAUAUACAUAUAUAUGUAUGUAAAAUAUAUACUAUUCUGUCACUUUAUCAAAUGAGUCAAACUGUUUACCUUUAAAUGAACCGGUGGAAUGUAUUUUUUUCUUUUUUUUCAAGUGGAAGUAAAAAAAAAAAAGAAUAAAAACAUGGAGCUCCUGUGACAGGGAUUAUUUACUGGUUUUAUUGCAUACAUACAUAAAGACAGAGAACUUGGAGCGUUUAAGAGAACAGAGUGUGACGAUUACCUACACUGGGUUUUAUACAGGCUCCUAAAACUAUACUGUUUCAAUGAAAAAAUAACUUUGAUUGUAGUAAAAAAAAAAGGCAAGAUAAAAAUUAAAGUUGUAAAAUGAUCUAAUUAAAAUCCUAGGAUUUUUUUUUUUGAAUGUCGCUGCUCAUAAUGAUAAAAUGCUUAAAAACACUGAACAAACUAGUAACAAAAU